This is a messenger RNA of Physella acuta, 2296 nucleotides long. RefSeq names its product kanadaptin. Gene Ontology annotation, molecular function: protein binding. The record is from RefSeq and is a predicted model, not a curated record. NCBI's taxonomy places the organism in Eukaryota, Metazoa, Mollusca, Gastropoda, Physidae.
AUUAGACUUUAUUUGUUUCAAAAUGGCCGACCCUGAUUCAUCUGCUGGAUGUAAUAACGAUUCUGAGAUUGUAGCAAAUGUUUUGUUGCCUGAGAAAAAUAAGAAUACAGAAAGUGAUGUGAACGAUCCUGAUUUAGAGACUAUCAAUUCAGACAAUGGACUUUCUAAUGAAAAUAAAACCUCAUGUGAAAAUACAGAGUCAGAAUCAACAAAACCUUUUGCAGUUCCACUUUCGCUUUCUACAAAUAAAGCCAAAGUUAAAUUAAAUAACAAUGUUACAAACAAAACGAAAUCAGAAAAAAUAAACGAAGCACUAGAUAAACAACCAACAGAAGCGACAAAAUUAACUAUCCCAUCUUCUGUUUAUCAAGAACCAGAUUGGAGUGGUUUGACUGAUCAGGAAUACAGUUUUGAUGUGCUAAAAAAUGGUAGUAUCAUAGACACAGUAUGUCUUACCAGUAAACCAUUUUACAUAUUUGGACGUCUUCCAAGCUGUGAUAUUACACUGGAGCAUCCAUCUCUUUCAAGAUAUCAUGCUGUUGUGCAAUUUUCAACAAAAGAUAAAGGAUGGUUUGUCUAUGAUCUUGAUAGCACACACGGAACUUGGGUUAAUAAAAAUAAAAUAUCACCCAAGAAAUACCACAGACUCAAAGUUGGUUAUAUUAUUAAGUUUGGAGGAAGCUCAAGGCUUCACAUUUUGCAGGGCCCUCCUGAAGAUCUUGAAGAAGAGAGUGAGAUGACCAUUACAGAAAUGAAAGCUCAGAAAGAGAAAUUUCAAAAGGAAGCUGAAUUGCUGAGACAGAUUGAAAUGCAAGAAGAAAUGCAAAGGAUAGAGGCUGAAAAAAAAAUGUUAGAAGACAGAGGCUGUGGAUGGGGAAUGGAUGAUGAUGCAGAAGAGACGGAAGAAGGAGAAAAUGCUUUUGCAUCUUUAAUAGCAGAAAAUGAAAGUUUGUAUAUUGAUGAUCCUAAAAAGGCUUUAAAAGGAUUUUAUGAAAGAGAAGGUUGUGAUUUACCUGAUUACCAAUUCACAGAAAUAGCUAUGGGUAAACACAAAUGCAGAUUAGAACUUCCUGUUGAUGGCCCAAAUGGAGAAGAACUUGUAGCAGAAGCCAUUGUUUCAGGCAAAAGAAAAGAUGCUGUUGUUGCUUGUGCUUUAGAAGCUUGCAGAAUUUUAGACCGACUGGGUUUGUUGCGGUCAUCUACGCAUGAAAGCAGAAAGCGUAAACAGAAGAAAUGGGAAGACGAUGAUUUUUAUGACAGCGAUGAGGACACUUUUCUGGACAGAACUGGGACAAUAGAAAAAAAGAGAGUAAUGCGAAUGAAGAAAGCUGGUAAAGAUGAACCAGAAACAUAUGAUUCUUUGUUGGAAAAAUAUAACAAAGUAUCAACACAGAUACAAGAUAUUGAAAAUAAACUUCAAAAAGCUAAAGCAGAUGCUGAAGCAUUAGCAUCUGAAGAAAUGGAUGAACUAGAUGCUUACAUGGUGUCCAUAAAAUCCGGAGCCAUGGACACUAAAACCCGCAUGAAGCUCAAAGGUGAUUUGCUCAAGCUUAAAGUGGAAGAACAAAAGUUGAGAAAACUAGUGAAUAUUGCUAAACCAGCAUUACUUCCCCCUCUGCAGCCAUUUAAACCGUCAGUUACUGCUACUACACCUGUAGCUGAUGUUUUAUCAAGAAAACUUCAUUCCCAACAAAAACAGAAUAAAAAAGUGACACCUGUUAGAAAACAAGCCCAAGUUGAUCUCAAACCUGACGACUUUCAAGAAGAAGAUGAUGAUGAUGAAGAAGAUCUUAGUAAAGAAAGUAGUUCCAUACCUAAAGACAUUUCUUCAGAAUCACCCAACAAAGCAAGUGAUAAUGAAGUCCCUUCAAGUCCUAAUAAUACUGGUCUAACAGCUAUAAAAGAUAAAUCAUCAAAAUCAGAGAAAACAACAAAAAACAUAGUGAAAGGCCCCUCACUACCUCCGCCAAAAACAGAAGAAAAGCCAGUAAAAAAAUCAGACAGUGUUCAUCAGACUUCUACAAGAUCUUUUUUGAAAUCUUUAGACAAAAGUCAAGCAGCAAGUAAGCCAAAACCAAAUCCUAACUUUGACAGUGCGGACCCUGACUAUGCUAUGUGGUUACCUCCAUCAGAACAAUCUGGAGAUGGACGCACAAGUUUAAAUGACAAACUGGGAUACUAAACAAUUUACACACAUACUGGAUGAUAAACAUAGAUUGUUAAGUUGAAUUGUUGUAUUGAGAUGAUGUACAGUUCCUUUACAGGAAGCCAGAGUAUUAAAAUACAUUUAACAUUC